Messenger RNA from Cylindrotheca closterium, 1290 nucleotides. The record is from the annotation of a GenBank genome assembly. NCBI's taxonomy places the organism in Eukaryota, Bacillariophyta, Bacillariophyceae, Bacillariales, Bacillariaceae.
AUGUUCAAUGUUAACAAUCUACAAAACGAUCUUAUGGUAAACCUCAAUCCCAAUUUCAAAUUGAAGAAAAUGAAGUUUUUUACGAAAGCUGAAAAGAUGUCUAGGUUUGAAAAUAAGGGUAUUUGUGCGAUUAUUUUAAACUGUACCUCGCCAUCCACCGCCACAAGAGCAACCUCUGCAUAUAACAACAACAAGAAAUCAAGGAUUGCAUAUCAGGCUCCAAAAACGUACCACCGAUGGUUUCUUUGCGGGGACGCCAUGAUGAAUCCACCGCACACUUUUGCUAUUGUGACUCAUAACCCACAACAGACAUGUCACUUCCUUGCCCACGUCCACGAAAACAGUUUCAUGGGGAUGGCCUUCUACCUCAUCGAACCUGACCUGUCCACAUCACAGGUCGGAGAUUAUCUUCACAUCAUUGAUAACAAGGACCUGAAGAUGUUCCCCCUCAAACCGAACGCAAGAAUCUUAAAAAAACCAGCACCGAUCGAACUCCCAAGAGACUCUGAUCAAACAUUUUUCUUUGUCGAGGAAGGAAAAACGAUCAAAUUGACAAGAAUGAAAUUCAAUACCCGAACGUGCACCGGGUACCAAUGCGAUCGUCACUGGGGUAAAGAUGGUUGCGUCUGUGCAUUUGGCUCUCCAGGCAAUUCCCUGGUAUACGAGUUUGAUUUUGGGAUUCCCGUGGCACAAAACCAUUUCAAUUCUGACACACAUGUUGCCAGUCUAGCUUCCUUUCGGACGAUGUCAGUCUUUUUUCAUAACUUGGUAAAUUACACGAGCACCACGACCCCUCCUAAAGAAGAAAUGCACUUACAUCGACGACGUAGCCAAAUCAGAAACAUGAUCAGUUACAUCAACGAUAAUGGUGGUUGGAAAAUCAUCGGCUGGUGCAAGAGAGGGCUCCUUUCCAUCAAGGGAGAAACAGAUAAAGUCGAGAACAGAAAUGUUAACCUUCGUCUCACAUCCGUCUAUCCACAAAACGUUGGAAUCUUGGAUGAUGAAAAUUUCAAAAAACUUCGCAUAAGAGAAGAUUUCGAAAUUCCCGAUUCUGCCUUGACUAAUUUGAGUCAGAACACUGAAACAACAGAAGAUGAUGAAUCGGAUUCAUCAUCAUCCGACAACGACGAUAACAAACGUGAUGACGAUGUUGAUGAUGCCAAUGACCAACGUCCAAAUCCAUAUAAAACCGGUGACAAUGACGAAGAUGCAGAGACUCAAGAACACACAGAUGUUGAUGUUACACAUGAACACGACGACGAGUCUGAAGAGGAAAACGAACUAGUUUAA